Molecule: messenger RNA, 3002 nt
Organism: Xyrauchen texanus (razorback sucker)
Lineage: Eukaryota; Metazoa; Chordata; Actinopteri; Cypriniformes; Catostomidae
Product: gamma-aminobutyric acid receptor subunit rho-2-like
Exons: 9
Coding region: 101-1522 (473 amino acids)
Biological process (GO): signal transduction; monoatomic ion transmembrane transport; regulation of membrane potential
Cellular component (GO): synapse; neuron projection; GABA-A receptor complex
Molecular function (GO): neurotransmitter receptor activity; GABA-A receptor activity; extracellular ligand-gated monoatomic ion channel activity
Source: RefSeq, a predicted model, not a curated record
ACUCAGUAAGCGGAAAGAUGCUGCAUUUCGCCUGCCGCCGCAUUCAUAGAUUAAGAUGGAUUUCAGGACACACCUGUAGAUUUUUCACCUGCUCUGCAUAAUGCCUUAUCUGAGACAUUUGCUGAUUUUAGCGGUCUGCCUGGGCUCGUUUGGGGAAUGCCGAAAUAAGCGCGCCACGAGAGAGAGAAGGUGGACAGGACCCGUGGAAACUCAGAAGCACGGAACGUCCCUGGCGAAAAAGCCACCAGACGUGACAAAAUCGAGGAAACUGAAAACGGAGCAGUUGCUGAAAGUGGAUGACCAUGAUUUCACCAUGAGGCCAGCAUUUGCAGGCCCUGCUAUUCCAGUGGGAGUUGAUGUACAAGUGGAAAGCUUGGACAGGAUUUCAGAAGUAGAUAUGGACUUCACUAUGACAUUAUAUCUGAGACACUACUGGAAGGAUGAGCGCUUGUCCUUCGCCAGCACCACAAAUAAAAGCAUGACUUUCGACGGCCGUUUGGUGAAGAAGAUCUGGGUACCUGAUGUGUUCUUCGUCCACUCUAAGAGAUCUUUUAUUCAUGACACCACCACAGAAAAUAUCAUGCUGAGAGUGUUCCCUGAUGGACACGUUCUCUACAGCCUGAGGGUGACGGUAACAGCAGCCUGCAACAUGGACUUCAGUCGUUUUCCACUGGAUUCACAGAGCUGCUCUUUGGAAUUGGAGAGCUAUGCCUACACGGAUGAGGAUCUGAUGCUGUACUGGAAAAGUGGGGAUGAGUCUUUGAGUAUAGAUGAAAAAAUCUCCCUCUCUCAGUUCCUCAUACAGAAGUUUCAUACUACCUCUCGGCUGGCUUUCUACAGCAGCACAGGAUGGUACAACCGCCUCUACAUAAACUUUACGCUUCGCCGCCACAUCUUCUUCUUCCUGCUGCAGACUUAUUUCCCUGCUACACUUAUGGUUAUGCUGUCCUGGGUGUCAUUUUGGAUUGAUCGCAGGGCUGUUCCAGCCAGAGUUUCACUGGGUAUCACCACGGUGCUCACCAUGUCCACCAUCAUCACUGGGGUUAACGCUUCCAUGCCCAGAGUCUCCUACAUUAAAGCUGUGGAUAUUUAUCUGUGGGUCAGUUUUGUGUUUGUGUUCCUGUCAGUCUUGGAAUAUGCGGCAGUUAACUAUUUGACCACAGUCCAGGAGAGGAGAGAGCGCAAGCUCAGGGACCGAGUUAGAGAACAGUCCUUGCCCUGCACCUGCGGUAUGUCUCACACCAAGACCAUGAUGUUGGAUGGGACCUACAGUGAGGCUGACACCAACAGCCUGGCAGGCUACACAGAGGCUCCCAUGGUUCCAGACGAGGUGGUGCCGGAGAAACAGGAGCAUAUGGUGGUUCACCUGUCGAUGAGCAGCGAGUCCACAACCACUAAGAAGAAGGGCAUUCGCGCCUUCCGCAUUAUGCAGAAUACGCAUGCCAUUGAUAAAUACUCCCGUAUGAUCUUCCCGGGAGCCUAUAUAGUUUUCAACAUUAUUUACUGGUCGGUAUACUGCUGAUCGUGCUCUCUUUUGGACUUGAGGUUUUCAUAACUUUCAUGAUGACUCUUUGAUGGACAUCAAACAUUGGUUCACGUGAAACCAAACUGCAGUUACCUUUGUCUCUUUUCAUUCUUAAAAGACAGGUUAAAAAUGGAAAGACAAGAUAUGUAAUGUAGGAGGUUUUUCUUUCUCAAAUGAGUGCUUAAUUUAGGCCUUUUCAAGUUGAAAAUUACUUCUAAAACACUUAUCAGAUUUUGUACGGGCUUAUGUGUUUUCUCUUCAUGUUCACGUUAUUUGACUAUUAAUGAUACUGUAUGUACACUUCAAGAAAGUUGAACUGAUAUUAGCUUCUGUUUUAAAGAUGCACUAAGUAAGUUUUGAUACCUAAUGAAAUGUUAUUAAAUGUAAUUCUUAAUUCUUCAAAUCAGAUUACAGUUACUGACUUUCAAUUAAAAUAAUAAUUUUAAGUACAUUUCUUGGGUUAAACAUAUUUCUGAAAUAAUAUUACGUAUAAUACCUUUAAAAUAUAUGUUCAUAUCUAUCUCUGUGACAUCUGAAGUGUGUUUGACAGUGAACAAAGAGGAAAUAUAGACAUUUUUAAUUUGUUGAGUAUAAAAAACAAAACUUCCCUAUGAAAAGUGUUUUAGAAAGUAACUAAAGUAUUCAAUAAUGUGAUUACUUUUCAGUGAAGUAAGCUGUAAAGUAAUCUGAUUACAACUUUAUAGAUGUAGUGAGUAAUUUGUAGUGGAUUACUUAUUUGAGUAAAUUACCCAACACUCCUCACCAGUCCAAACAGAGUAAAAAUUACUAAGUAAAAUUACUUGGUGCACCUUUUAGUCUAUUUAUUUGUUCAUCAACACAAUAUCCAGUUUUUUUCAUUUAGGAAAGAGCGUGUUCAUGAUAAGGCAAUCACUCACAUAAUGUAUCAUAUUUAGCACUAACAAGAUAAAGAAUCUCCUGACAGUUUAUGGUAAAUAUGGCUGCAUAUGUGUGUGUUUGCAUAUGUAUGUGUAUUUGAUACGAUUACAUUUCACAUUUGAAAAAUAAAUCACUUGGUCUUUAUUGUUCAUCUGCAUGCAUGUUAGUUUACUGAUUAUACAUUUUAGUAUGACAUUAGUCAUACUCCAGUUUAAACCUACAGAUUUGCCAUUAUACCUUACAAAGUUGAGUAUACAAGCUUGUUCAAGGUGAGUUUGAAAUGCAUAUAAACAUUCUUGAAUACAAUUUGAAACUGCCUUAUGUGCAACACUAAACACUGACAAUAGACAUUUUGUUAACUUUUUGUCUUUUGGUGGGACAAUUUUAGUGCACAUAAAGGCAUUACAUGCAAAAUUGUAAAAUACUUGUCAAUGUAAAUUUAAAAUACUGUGAACUGUACAUGUGCUUGAAGUUCUUGUUUAUACUUGUUUGAAAGAUACCAAACUAUCACAUCUAUAAAGGCAUUGCUGUUUCUGUAAUUGUUGAGAAGUUAAGAAUGUACAAUGUGUUAACCAGAAAA